AUCCUGAGUCUCACAGUUCAAGCUAAUCAUUGACAGAGCUUUACAAUCACAGGCUUUUGCUAACGCGUUGAUAAGACAGUCCAACAGUUAGUGGCAAAUGAAGCCAGGCUGUGCAGCAGGGUCUCCAGGGAAUGAAUGGAUUUUCUUCAGAGCCGAUGAAAGACACAUACGCUAUAGGAAAACAAUGUCCAACGGUGCGCUGCAAAGAUCUGUCAUCCUGUCAGCAUUUAUUCUGCUACAAGCUGUUACUGGCCUCUCUGGAGACGGAAGAGCUAUAUGGUCUAAAAAUCCUAAUUUUAGUCCUGUAAAUGCAAGUCAGCUAUUUCUCUAUGACACUUUCCCUAAAAACUUUUUUUGGGGUGUUGGGACUGGAGCAUUUCAAGUGGAAGGGAGUUGGAAGAAGGAUGGAAAAGGACCCUCUGUAUGGGAUCAUUUCAUCCAUACACACCUUAAAAAUGUCAACAGCACGAAUGGCUCCAGUGACAGUUACAUUUUUCUGGAAAAAGACUUAUCGGCUCUGGAUUUUAUAGGAGUUUCUUUUUAUCAGUUUUCAAUUUCCUGGCCGAGGCUUUUCCCCGAUGGAAUAGCAGCAGUUGCCAACGCAAAAGGUCUGCAAUAUUAUAAUACUCUUCUGGACGCUCUAGUACUUAGAAACAUUAAACCUGUAGUGACUUUGUACCAUUGGGAUUUGCCUUUGGCGUUGCAAGAAAAAUAUGGGGGAUGGAAGAAUGAAUCUAUGGUUGAUAUCUUCAAUGACUAUGCCACAUACUGUUUCCAGAAGUUUGGGGAUCGUGUCAAAUACUGGAUUACAAUUCACAACCCAUAUCUAGUUGCUUGGCAUGGAUAUAACACAGGUCUGCAUGCUCCUGGAGAGAAGGGAAAUUUAGCAGCUGUCUACACAGUGGGACACAACCUGAUCAAGGCUCAUUCAAAAGUUUGGCAUAACUACAACAGAAAUUUCCGCCCACAUCAGAAAGGCUAUGUAUCGAUCACAUUGGGAUCCCAUUGGAUUGAGCCAAACAGGUCAGAAAACACGAUGGAUGUGAACAUGUGCCAAGACUCCAUGGUUUCUGUGCUCGGAUGGUUUGCCACCCCUAUUCAUGGGAAUGGCGACUAUCCAGAUACCAUGAAGAAGUCGCUCUCCAUUCUACCCCUUUUCUCAGAAGCAGAGAAGGAGGAGGUAAGGGGCACGGCUGACUUCUUUGCCUUUUCCUUUGGACCCAACAAUUUCAAGCCCCCAAACACCAUAGAUAAAAUGGGGCAAAAUUUGUCACUCAAUUUAAGAAAAGUGCUGAACUGGAUUAAACUGGAAUAUGGUAACCCCCGAAUCUUGAUUACCGAGAAUGGGUGGUUCACAGACAGUUAUGUGAAGACAGAAGAUACCACAGCCAUCUACAUGAUGAAGAAAUUCCUCAACCAGGUUCUUCAAGCAAUAAGGAUUGAUGAUAUUCAAGUGUUUGGUUAUACUGCCUGGUCUCUCUUGGAUGGUUUUGAGUGGCAUGAUGCUUACAACACCCGGCGAGGAUUAUUUUAUGUGGAUUUUAAUAGUAAACAGAAAGAAAGAAAACCCAAGUCCUCAGCACAUUACUAUAAACAGAUCAUACAAGAAAAUGGUUUUAUUUUGAAAGAGUCCACGCCAGAUAUGCAGGGUCAGUUUCCCUGUGACUUCUCCUGGGGUAUCACUGAAUCUGUUCUUAAGCCCGAGUCGAUGGCUUCCUCCCCACAGUUUACUGACCCUCACCUGUACUUGUGGAAUGCCACUGGCAACAGACUGUUGCACCGAGUGGAAGGAGUAAGGCUGAAAACGCGGCCCGCUCAAUGCACAGAUUUUGUCAGCAUCAAAAAACAACUUGAGAUGUUGACCAGAAUGAAAGUCACCCACUACCGGUUUGCUCUGGACUGGGCCUCAGUCCUUCCCACUGGCAACCUGUCUGAGGUCAACCAACAAGUUCUGAGGUACUACAGGUGUGUGAUCAGCGAGGGGCUGAAGCUCAACAUCUCCCCAAUGGUCACGUUGUAUCACCCCACCCACGCCCAUCUAGGCCUCCCCACGCCCCUAUUACACAGCGGGGGCUGGCUGAACCCGUCGACAGCCACGGCCUUCCAGGACUACGCAGGGCUGUGCUUCCAGGAGCUGGGAGACUUGGUGAAGCUCUGGAUCACCAUCAAUGAGCCUAACCGGCUGAGUGACAUCUACAACCGCACUAGUAACGACACCUACAGGGCAGCCCACAAUCUGCUGAUCGCACAUGCCCUGGUCUGGCACCUCUAUGACCAGCAGUACAGGCAGUCCCAGCGUGGCGCGGUGUCGCUGUCCUUGCAUUCCGACUGGGCGGAACCAGCCAACCCCUAUGUCGACUCUCACUGGAAGGCGGCGGAGCGCUUCCUCCAGUUCGAGAUUGCCUGGUUCGCAGAUCCUCUGUUCAAGACCGGGGACUACCCCACCUCGAUGAGGGAGUACAUAGCCUCCAAGAAUCGGCAAGGGCUCUCCAGCUCUGCGCUUCCUCACUUCACGGAGGACGAGCGCAGGCUGGUCAAGGGCGCCGCCGACUUCUAUGCCUUAAACCACUUCACCACUAGAUACGUGAUGCACGAGCAGCAGAACGGCAGCCGCUACGACUCGGACAGGGACGUGCAGUUCCUGCAAGACAUCACCUGCCUGAGCUCCCCGACUCGCCUGGCGGUGCUGCCCUGGGGAGAGCGCAAGCUGCUCAGGUGGAUCCGGAAGAACUACGGAGACGUAGAUAUCUACAUCACUGCCAAUGGCAUCGACGACCAGUCUUUGGAAAAUGAUCAACUCCGAAAGUACUACUUGGAGAAGUACGUUCAGGAGGCUCUGAAAGCAUACCUUAUUGAUAAAGUCAAAAUCAAAGGCUAUUACGCAUUCAAACUUACUGAAGAAAAAUCUAAACCUAGAUUCGGAUUCUUCACAUCUGAUUUCAGAGCUAAAUCCUCCAUACAAUUUUACAAUCACCUGAUCAGCAGCAGUGGCUUCCCUUUGGAGAACAGUAGUCCUAGAUGUAAUCAGACUCAAGAAAAAGCAGAGUGCAUUGCCUGCUCAUUUCUCCUGCAGAAGAAACCACUGAUAUUCUUUGGUUGUUGCUUCUUCUCCACCCUGGUUCUACUAUUAUCAAUCACUAUUUUACAUCAGCGAAAGAGAAAUCAAUUUUGGAAAGCAAAGAGCUUACAAAACAUACCAUUAAAGCAAGGCCACAAGAGAGUCCUUAGCUAAAGUGAUCUGUAUUCACAUUAAAAAAUUCACUCCAGUUCUAUAUACUGG
Messenger RNA from Urocitellus parryii (Arctic ground squirrel), 3280 nucleotides. It is a transcript of the gene Klb, whose product is annotated as klotho beta. Gene Ontology annotation, biological process: carbohydrate metabolic process. The record is from RefSeq and is a predicted model, not a curated record. Lineage: Eukaryota; Metazoa; Chordata; Mammalia; Rodentia; Sciuridae. Gene Ontology annotation, molecular function: hydrolase activity, hydrolyzing O-glycosyl compounds.